CCCGCCCCGCUGCCCCGCGGAGCCCCUGCCCGCUCCGUUCCGUUCUCGCCGUUCGAAUCCCGAUUUCCGGUGAUAUUUCCAAUCCGAACCGAACCGGCGUUUAUCGGGGCGGCCCCGCGGGUCCUUCUGGGGCUGCCGCUGUGACCGGCGGGAAAAGAGGCGGGGGAGCCGCUCAACUGAAGGGAGGGGCGAACCCGCUCCCGUCAUGCCGCUCUGUGAUUGGCUCAGGCCUGGAAGGCGGGUCCGCGCCGCCCGCUCUGAUUCGUCCCCGAGAAGGGGCGUGGCGCCGGAGGGGAAACAUUUCCCGGGAAAAGCGCACGUGUGUCCCGCGGUUGGUUCCCGCCAUGAGCCGCCUGCGGGCGGCGGCCGCGCGGGGGAUGCGGGAGCGGCGGGGAAACGGCAGCGCGACCCCGAAUGGGGAGAACGGCAGGAACGGCAGCAAGAAGGGCAACAGGAACCGUGUGUCGGUCCGUGAAGGGGCUCCCGCUCCACCGCACUCACUGCAUCUCUUCCAUGACCCCGUCGAGAUCGAUGCUCUCCGUGACCGCCUGCUCGCCUGGUACGAUAAAAACCGGCGGGACCUUCCCUGGAGGACGCUGGCUGCAGCUGAACAGGAUGCUGACAGACGGGCGUAUGCAGCACUGGCACCUCUGCACCGAUCCCUCUGUGCUCCCGGCAGUGUGGGUGUCUGAGGUCAUGCUGCAGCAGACACAAGUGGCCACAGUGAUCGACUACUACAACCGCUGGAUGCAGAAGUGGCCAACACUGCAGGCGCUGGCAGCAGCAUCGCUGGAGGAGGUGAAUGAGCUGUGGGCAGGACUCGGCUACUACUCACGAGGAAAGCGCCUGCAGGAGGCAGCGAGGAAGGUGGUGUCGGAGCUGGCCGGCCGGAUGCCCAGGACAGCUGAGGACCUGCAGAAGCUGCUGCCAGGAGUGGGUCGAUACACAGCAGGAGCCAUUGCUUCCAUCUCAUUCGGGCAGGCUACUGGUGUUGUGGAUGGGAACGUGAUCCGUGUGCUGUGCCGCCUGCGGUGCAUCGGUGCUGACAGCAGCAGCCCGGCUGUUACCGACUGCCUCUGGGACAUGGCCAACACCCUGGUGGAUAGGAGCCGCCCGGGGGACUUCAACCAAGCUCUGAUGGAGCUGGGGGCAACUGUGUGCACACCCAAAUCCCCGCUGUGUAAGGAGUGCCCAGUGAAGGAGCACUGCCAUGCCUGGCAUAGGGUGGAGAAGGAGCUGGUCUCUGCCUCUCAGAAGCUGUUUGGAAAGACCACUGUGGUGCCUGAUGUUGAGGACUGUGGGACUGGGGGCUGUCCCUUGUGCCUCCCCACUGCCGAGCCAUGGGACAGCAGCCUGGGGGUCACCAACUUCCCCCGCAAAGCAGCGAAGAAGCAGCCACGGGCAGAGCAGACAGCCACGUGUGUGCUGGAGCGGAGGGGCCACCUUGGGGCCUCUGAGUACCUCAUAGUACAGAGACCCAGCUCAGGUACAGGGCCAGGGCUCCUGGCUGGGCUCUGGGAGUUCCCCAGCCUCCCGCUGGCUCCGGGCCUGAAGGAGAAGCAGCAGAAGGAACUCCUGGCUGACCACCUGCAGGCGUGGAUAAAACAGCCUGUACAGACACAGAGCUUGUGCUUCAUUGGGGAGGUUGUCCACAUCUUCUCACACAUUCACCAGACGUAUGUGGUCUACUCACUGUGCCUGGAUGGGGAUGUAGCCCUGGAUGCUGCCUCGUCCCCAUCCCGCUGGGUGACACAGGAAGAAUUCUGUGCCUCAGCUGUGUCCACCGCCAUGAAGAAGGUGCUGAAGGCGUGGGAGACUCAGCGUGGGGUGCAGAGCGGCCGUGCCAAGGGCUCCAAGCGGAAGCGGGAGUCAAAGCUGGGGGCAGCAGGCAGCAACCCCACAGGGACACAGCUCUCCCUGCGCACCUUCCUCCAGGCACAGACCCCUCCGUGAUGGAACGUUUGGCAGCUGACACCAGCAGGUCCUGUGCUGUGGUGAGUCCUGCGUGGGGCAGCUGCAGGUUCCUCCAUGGCCCUAUAGCUAUCACUGUGCCUUCUUCCACCAGCCCCACAGCCAUCAGCACACCUUCCCCAGUGCACCUGUGGACACAUGCUGUACAAUGGGUUGGUGCGGUGCUGGAUGUGACCCAGAACUGGGCUCAUUCCCCUGCCCUGGGCAUGGGGUGACUCGGCCUGGCCAAGGGGUGUCUCUGGCAGCAAGAAGGAUGUGGCCACGCUCCCAUCAUUCACACAUGCCUGAGCAUCAGCCAGCAGCCAGUGACUGUGGUGCUGUUGUACCCUGACGUGAAUAUUCCCAUAGCCCUUUUUAUGUUUCUUUUGGCUGAAUGCGAGCCAUAGGUUUUUUAAUAAAUCCCCCAGGGGUCUCUUUUAUUUCUUUA
Molecule: messenger RNA, 2398 nt
Organism: Coturnix japonica (Japanese quail)
Lineage: Eukaryota; Metazoa; Chordata; Aves; Galliformes; Phasianidae
Source: RefSeq, a predicted model, not a curated record